Messenger RNA from Mercenaria mercenaria, 1447 nucleotides. Its product is annotated as baculoviral IAP repeat-containing protein 2-like. Bases 158 to 1051 code for a protein of 297 amino acids. The record is from RefSeq and is a predicted model, not a curated record. Gene Ontology annotation, cellular component: nucleus; cytoplasm; spindle microtubule. Gene Ontology annotation, molecular function: cysteine-type endopeptidase inhibitor activity involved in apoptotic process. The transcript is spliced from 6 exons. NCBI's taxonomy places the organism in Eukaryota, Metazoa, Mollusca, Bivalvia, Venerida, Veneridae. Gene Ontology annotation, biological process: negative regulation of apoptotic process; regulation of cell cycle.
AAACGAAGCAUUGCAUGAUCAUACCAAAAUAACCUUUUAAGAAAACAUUCAAUGGAAAACCACAAAAAUAGUUUAUAUAAAUAAGGACGGUUGUUGCAACGAGGCAGUCGAUCUACAGUUUGUAAACACCUGCUUCGACCAUAUCUUCACGAAGAAAAUGUCUGACACCCUCACAGAUAUCAAAGUCUCCCAGCAGCAUGAAUCAAGACCGGCACCUAUUGCAUUGGGUAUAAAUGUGGAAAAACCAAAGUUUCCUCAGUAUGCUGUCUACUCAAAACGUCUGGAGUCUUUCGAUGCCUGGCCGGAAUACCUGCCAGUACAGAAGAAAGAUAUGGUCGAAGCAGGUCUGGUAUAUACAGGAGUAGGCGACAGUGUGCGAUGUUACUUUUGUGGCGGCGGUUUAAGAAACUGGGAGAUUGGAGACGUGCCAAUGGAGGAACAUGCAAAAUGGUAUCCAAAAUGUCCGCAUAUUUUACUGGUUAAAGGACAAGCAUACAUUGAGAAACUUUCACGAGGUGAAAGGCCAGAGACAGACGGAGCAGAUGGAAUAAGCAGUAAACAGGAUUUGGCCGAUGAAAUCAACCACAUAGAGACUGUGGCAGCACAAAGUUGCAUAGAAAUGGGCUACUCCAAAGACAUUGUUGCUGAAGCAAUAACAAUUUUCAUUUCCAAAAAAGAAAAUACUGAUUUCAAAGGUACAGAUUUGUGCGAAAUUAUUUUUGAGAUAGAGGAGAAUCCUGAAGAACAUGAAAAAAGCAUUGGUGGUGGAAAUGCAUUCACUGAGAGCUGUGAUAAAGCCAAUCAUGCAAUAGAGGUUGAUGAGCAAUUAGAACCAAUAGAAACUCUCCUAGAAGAAAAUCACAGAUUAAAAGAGAAUCAGAUGUGUAAAAUAUGUCUUGACAGCAGAGCUGAUGUAAUAUUUUUACCAUGUGGUCACAUGGUCAGCUGUCCACAGUGUGCUCCAGCUCUUGUAAAAUGUCCCGUUUGCCGACAAACUGUCAAUGGACAAUUGAAAGCAUUCUUUUCUUCUGUGAUUAACUCCAAUAAAUGAUGACGUUGACCCUAGUAGACUUCCAUAAUGCCAAAAAAAAUAAAGUAAUAGAUAUUACAUAAUGAAAACAAGUGUUAUGAUUUAAAUUCUUACAGUAACUAAGUAAACAUAAUCUUUCUCUUUUACACUUUUCGAUGUUUAUGCAUGUUUUCAUAAAUUGUCUACUAGGGUUAAAGUAUCAGAACUACACUACGACUAGUGCAACAGGAGUACUGCAUCAAUAUGGAUAUUAGUUUUACCUACGAAUAGUUAGAAUUUGUAUUCAAUUAUAUGAAUUAAUCUACCUCAAAAUUACUAGUCAUACGUUCCUAUGGGAAUAUGUUGACUCUGUUCGAAAUACAGUGAAUGUUGUUUGAAGUUAUAUGUUACAUAUAGAAGAAAAUUGUUUUGUUUGCA